AUGUCGGACAAAGCCGCGUCUCUCACGAGCGAUCAGAUCGACGAGCUUCUGCUCUCGGCACGCUACGGCGAUCUCGAGGAUCUUGAGUCGAUGCUCUCGCCGCUGCUCUCUUGUUCUCCUUCUCGCGCAACCGAGCUACUCGCAAGCAUCAAGAACCAAGACGACAAUACCUUGCUCCACUACGCUUCGGCCAACGGUCACCUUCAAGUGGUCCAAUACCUGCUACCCCACAUUGACCUCAAUCUCUCCCUAACACAGAAUGUCUCUGGCAACACCCCCCUGCAUUGGGCCGGUCUCAACGGGCACGUGCAAACCGUCAAAGCACUUGUUUCGCAUAUCGAAACGCUCGAAGCCGCCAAUCCGGAGCAAGCCAAGCAACUCAAUUUGAUCUUCCACCCCAAAUCCGCGUCAUCUCAACCCAACGAUGCAGCCGCAGCCGACGACGAUGGAUCCGAGAGAAAGUUGUGGGAUGUAAGGAACAAGGCUGGAAGAGGUCCUAUGAGCGAAGCGCAAAUGAGCGAGCAGGAAGCCGUAGUCAAAUUCCUCCUCGAGAGAAUGAUCGAUGGUCCCGAAGCCUCCUCCUUGCAGCCUGCUGAAUCCUUGCCGUCCAGGCCGACAGGCUCCACCACAGAUGCCGUCGAGCAACAGACAGCCAAUCUCAGCUUGCACAAGUAG
Messenger RNA from Mycosarcoma maydis (corn smut), 675 nucleotides. RefSeq lists its product as uncharacterized. The transcript has a single exon. The record is from RefSeq and is a predicted model, not a curated record. Gene Ontology annotation, molecular function: protein binding. The coding region runs from base 1 to 675 and encodes 224 amino acids. Lineage: Eukaryota; Fungi; Basidiomycota; Ustilaginomycetes; Ustilaginales.